AGGUGGUGGCUUCCGUGCGGGUGUGUGGGAGCUCGGCAUGGCGGCACCCGCGGCGGCCCUGGGCCCCUCGGCGCUAGGCCAGAGUGGCCCCGGCUCCAUGGCCCACUGGUGCUCAGUGAGCAGUGGCCCGACGCGCUACGUGCUCGGCAUGCAGGAGCUGUUCCGGGGCCACAGCAAGACGCGCGAGUUCCCGGCGCACAGUGCCAAGGUGCACUCGGUGGCAUGGAGCUGCGACGGGCGUCGUCUGGCCUCUGGGUCCUUCGACAAGACAGCCAGCGUCUUCUUGCUAGAGAAGGACCGGUUGGUCAAAGAAAACAAUUACCGUGGACAUGGUGACAGCGUGGACCAGCUUUGUUGGCAUCCAAGUAAUCCUGACCUCUUUGUCACCGCAUCUGGAGACAAAACCAUUCGCAUCUGGGAUGUGAGGACUACCAAAUGCAUCGCUACUGUGAACACUAAAGGUGAGAACAUCAAUAUCUGCUGGAGUCCCGAUGGGCAGACCAUUGCUGUAGGCAACAAGGAUGAUGUGGUGACCUUUAUUGAUGCCAAGACACACCGUUCGAAAGCGGAGGAGCAGUUCAAGUUUGAGGUCAAUGAAAUCUCCUGGAACAAUGACAAUAACAUGUUCUUCCUGACAAAUGGAAAUGGUUGUAUCAACAUCCUCAGUUACCCAGAGCUGAAGCCUGUGCAGUCCAUCAAUGCCCACCCUUCUAACUGCAUCUGUAUCAAGUUUGAUCCCAUGGGGAAGUACUUUGCCACAGGAAGUGCAGAUGCAUUGGUCAGCCUCUGGGAUGUGGAUGAAUUAGUGUGUGUGCGGUGCUUUUCCAGGCUGGAUUGGCCUGUGAGGACCCUAAGUUUCAGCCAUGAUGGGAAGAUGCUGGCCUCAGCAUCGGAAGAUCAUUUUAUUGACAUUGCUGAAGUAGAAACAGGAGACAAGCUUUGGGAGGUGCAGUGUGAGUCCCCGACCUUCACUGUGGCUUGGCACCCCAAAAGGCCUCUGCUGGCAUUUGCCUGUGAUGACAAAGAUGGCAAAUAUGACAGCAGUCGGGAAGCAGGAACUGUGAAGCUGUUUGGGCUUCCUAAUGAUCCCUGAUCAGGAGGACCUGACGCAGGGGAGGCCUGGGCUUGCCUUUGUGUAAUGACUGGUCUGCUCUGGCCUUGGCGGGCCCCUGCUGUGUUUAUAAAUGGUAUAAAUUAUGAAUGUCUUUUUCAGGCCGUCCAUUCCAGUUGUCUUCCUGUGUGUCGUGUUAGCCGUUUCUUUUCUUUCCCCUGGCCUGAGGGCUCUGCAGUGUGGGCGAUGAUACCAGCGCCCCUGGGCCUCUGGGGACCUCCUCUCUUCCCGCUUUUGGGUACAGAGUGGACUUCACUGGACUUCUGCUUGGGCAACACCUCGUUUGGAGGGUGGGUGAAGAAGGGUGAGUUGGGGAUGGAGACUUUUUUUAUAAUGAA
Messenger RNA from Pteronotus mesoamericanus, 1449 nucleotides. It is a transcript of the gene THOC3, whose product is annotated as THO complex subunit 3. Bases 38 to 1093 code for a protein of 351 amino acids. Gene Ontology annotation, cellular component: THO complex part of transcription export complex. NCBI's taxonomy places the organism in Eukaryota, Metazoa, Chordata, Mammalia, Chiroptera, Mormoopidae. The transcript has 6 exons. Gene Ontology annotation, biological process: mRNA export from nucleus. Gene Ontology annotation, molecular function: protein binding. The record is from RefSeq and is a predicted model, not a curated record.